Manis pentadactyla (Chinese pangolin) is the source of this 879-nucleotide messenger RNA. RefSeq names its product protein ZAR1-like. Lineage: Eukaryota; Metazoa; Chordata; Mammalia; Pholidota; Manidae. Gene Ontology annotation, molecular function: mRNA base-pairing post-transcriptional repressor activity. Gene Ontology annotation, cellular component: cytoplasm. The coding region runs from base 1 to 789 and encodes 262 amino acids. The record is from RefSeq and is a predicted model, not a curated record. The transcript has a single exon. Gene Ontology annotation, biological process: translation.
AUGCCCGUCCUGGUCCUAGUAGACAGGGCCACGUGUCUCACGCAGGGGCAUCUGCAGGGCCUGUGGCUUUGCAAGGCUAACACCAAGGAAGUGGGUGUGCAGGUGAGCCCGUGGGUGGACAAGUCCGUGCAGUGCUCCCUGGGGCCUCGCACCUUGCGCAGCCGCUCCCCUUGGGGCCGUGCAGGCCACAGGGCACCCCUGCCAGCUUGGGGAGUCUACUCGCCAGUGAUAGGCCGCAGGGGCUUGAUCAGUCUUCGGAAGGAUGGGGAAGAGGAGGAGAGGAAGGUGCUCUCAGGUCCUGCAGAGGCCAGCCCGCAGCAGCCACUAUCACCACCAGCCAAGUCGGGAGGGAACAGCCAGGAGGAACUCAAGCAGCACGAGGAGCUGGCGGAGGAAGAUGGCUCGAGUCCUCAGGAAAGGAAGAGCAAGCAGGCCCGGGCAGACGCCGCCGAUCUGCUCAGGAAACCCUGCUUCCAGUUUUUGGAACCAAAAUGUGGUUAUUUUCACUGUAAAGAUUGUAAGACCAGAUGGGAGAGUGCUUAUGUGUGGCGCAUUUCUGGAACUAAUAAGGUUUAUUUCAAACAACUCUGCUGCAAAUGCCACAAGAUUUUUAACCCUUAUCGAGUAGAAGCAAUCCAAUGUCAGACCUGUUCAAAGUCUCGUUGUUCCUGUCCUCAAAAGAAAAGACACAUUGAUCUAAGGAGGCCUCAUCGACAGGAACUGUGUGGUCGCUGCAAAGACAAGAGUUUCUCCUGUGGCAAUAUUUACAGCUUUAAAUACAUUGUGUGACAAGCAGUAUGACUUGUACAGGAUACCCAAACUCUUCUUGUGACUUACUGUACUGUUCCUCUUUUGCCAUUUAGCUCUGACCUGGUAUUG